Molecule: messenger RNA, 1873 nt
Organism: Bombina bombina (fire-bellied toad)
Lineage: Eukaryota; Metazoa; Chordata; Amphibia; Anura; Bombinatoridae
Product: cortexin-3
Exons: 2
Coding region: 149-394 (81 amino acids)
Source: RefSeq, a predicted model, not a curated record
UGAGUGAUUUUGAAAUUUGUCGAAUAAAUGCUUUUCAAGAGUUUUGGCUGUCGAGUUUUAACCUAUGAUAUACAUGAGCCUGUAUACUUAUAGCUGAGCCACAGCUCUACUCUGCGCUUGACAAGGAAGGACAAUCACUUAAGGCACAAUGCUUCUGGCAAUGACUGGAGAGAUUCUAAGCACAACACUUACCACCUCUGGAGCUGCACUGCCAAUGACCUCCCUAACCUUGGAACAAAAAGCAGCCUUUGUAUUAGUCUUCUUCCUAUUUAUUUUCCUUGGGCUUCUCAUAAUUCGCUGCUUCAGAAUUCUCUUGGACCCAUACCGUAGUAUGCCAUCAUCCACAUGGACAGACUAUAUGGAAAAAGACACCUUUGAUUAUCGCUGGGCCUAACUAAUGUCUUUGGAUCUAUGAUCCAUUUCUAGUGAAGAUGCAUUUAAUGAAGACCUUCAGACUUUCACUGGUGGCCUUCGGAGAACCCUUAGAGUUGCUUUUUUUAUCCUUCAAAGCCUAUCUGUGUGUUAUGUUUACAAUAAUCACUUUGGCGCCUACACAUAAGUGCUAGUACACAGAGUGAUGAGACCUACCAAUACAGAAUUAAAGCCUCAUACAAGAUUUCUACAAGAUUAUAAGCCUAAAUCAGUAUUACACUAUGAAUCACAUUACCAAGCGUCAUCUAGUGUAAGUUUGGUGACAUUACAUUUUCAAGUAUCUAUCGAAAAAGUUCUAUAUUUGUGUGAUAAUAUCAUAACAUUACAUUAUUUUACUUAGAAGUUUACAGGACAGUUAAAGAAAUGUGUGCUAUAAAUGCACAUUUUCUAAAAGAUACAAGGUAGAUAAAAUGCAGAAUGACAAGAAUCAAGCAUGGUCUCAAAUGAUUUUCUAAUCUUGGACUCACAGAUAUUUUAUGGUUUUAAGAUAGCAUGUGGUAUUGAUGAGCGGUGAAGAGGCGUGAGUCACUCCAGCUACCAAAUAUGGCUGUCUUAUUGGUUUAUUGUUAGAUUGUGAAGAAUAUGGGAAUACAACAAAUUCUACAUUACUAUGAGGUAUCAACAAGUUUAAGAAAACAAUACAAAUAGAUAGUAAGAUGAAAGGUCAUCUGUAGCCAGAUUACAAAUACUCUCAAAAUCAUGCUUUUGGAUAAUCAUUGUUUGUACCUUGUGUUGAGUGGUUCAUUUUUAAAAUGUGAAUUUAUUUAACUACUAAAAGAAAAUCAUCAACAGGUUACUGUAACUUGAAGCACAUUUAAAAGACAGACUGACUGAUGUCCAUGCCUCAAAAUGUAAAAUUCAGAUCAAAUGUAUGUAUAGACAGUUACACCACUAAACUGAGGAAUAAGCCAGAUAUAACAAGCACACGACAUUUUAAGACAAUUCAAACAGUUAUUUCUUUUUGGCAAAACAGACUGAUAACAGGUGUUCACUUUUGUAUAGUUAAUUAACCAAGGCCUAGUCUCCACUAUUUCCAUUAAAGUCUAUGGAGAUUUUUUUAUGUUACCACCAGUUUCCAAACAUUACCACAUCAAUAAAAACUAGGCCUGAGUCGUCUAUCAGAAUUAGUAAGUCACUAUUGCCAAAACAAUGCAACUGCAAAGAACAAAAAAAAGGAGUUGCUGUGGGGGGGGGGGAACUUUUGCCUGGAAACACAAUAUUUUUGGGGAUUAUUAACCCCGUAAAGCACAUGAUUAUAAGGGCUUUGUAAGACUGUAAAGUGCUCCUGAGGGUUUAGAAGCAAAACAGUAAUUGUUAUUGAUUGGAGGAAAGCACAUUAUGCUUGCUGUGCACUACAAACUGCUAAAUUGUUUACUGCUAUUCAUUUGAUGUCUUAAAGCAUAAUUAAAUAAAAAAAAGUGUAACAAUCUUCAGAGCUUUA